Messenger RNA from Sporisorium graminicola, 1146 nucleotides. RefSeq lists its product as uncharacterized. The transcript has 2 exons. The record is from RefSeq and is a predicted model, not a curated record. Gene Ontology annotation, biological process: monoacylglycerol catabolic process; phosphatidylserine catabolic process. Gene Ontology annotation, molecular function: monoacylglycerol lipase activity; phosphatidylcholine lysophospholipase A1 activity. Gene Ontology annotation, cellular component: endoplasmic reticulum membrane. Lineage: Eukaryota; Fungi; Basidiomycota; Ustilaginomycetes; Ustilaginales; Ustilaginaceae. The coding region runs from base 1 to 1146 and encodes 381 amino acids.
AUGUCGACGAAACCUAGAAACGCAACCUCGGCAACCUUCGACCUCGUGCGCACCUCGCUCUAUCUCCCCCUCGGCCUAGCUGCCGUCUACCUCACCUUCUUCCUCGCCCUCCUCACGCCCAUCUUCCAACGCCACUUUAUCUUCCUGCACGCGAUCCGCUUUCCCUUCUUCCCAGCCUACGAUCAGCCUGCAAAGUACGGUCUGGCGCCGUUCAAGACACGCGCGCUGACGCUGCACACGGCCGACGGCGAAAGGCUCGGAGCGUGGCAUGUGUUGCCAGAGGUCUUCUACCAGGCACGAGUGAACGAUGAGGAAGGUGACGGGGUGUGGGGGGCAGAGGUGUAUGAGCAGGCGAUGCGGGAGUAUCCGACGAUUCUGUAUCUGCAUGGCAACUCGAUGAACCGCGCCGCUCCGUGGCGUAUCGCUGCGUACUCCGCCAUGACUGGCCGGGUGGAUGCGAAUGUCGUGGCGAUUGACUAUCGCGGGUUUGGCGACAGUAGUGGGACGCCAAGCGAGCAGGGGCUGGUCGAGGAUGCGGAGACGGCGUGGCGUUGGAUUCGCGAGCAGCAGCAGGGGACAUCGCCGGGAGUUACCGUAUUUGGUCAGAGUCUGGGCACAGGCAUCGGCGCUCUGCUCGCUGCGAAGCUCGACAGGCAACAGACGCCCGUAGAUGGCCUCGUGCUCAUGGCGCCGUACACCAAUCUCAAGUCUCUCGUCAAGGAUUUCAGAUUGGGAGGACUGCUACCAUUACUCAAACCGAUCGGUGCCAUCCCAUUCAACAACUACAUCCUCGACACAUUCCUCCAAACCCACCUGAGCACCAUCACCACGCUCCCGCACCUCGUCACCUCCGCCUCCCUCCACCGCACCUCCAUCGUCCUCCUCCACGCACACGACGACCCCGUCAUCCCCAUCGCCCACUCCCACCGCCUCUUUCACACGCUCCUCUCCCACUCCGCCUCCUCCCCCUCAGUCCAAUCCCGAACCGUCCACGGCUACGCCCACAUCCAACGCUUCCCCACCUCCACAUCCGCAGCCGUCACACUCAUCGAAACGCAACACGGCGGACACAACCAGCUCACCGAAGGCGCACUCGACCUUGUACGGCUCGCUCUACGUCUGCCUUCGCACCUCGACACAUCCUAG